This is a messenger RNA of Chionomys nivalis (European snow vole), 1542 nucleotides long. RefSeq names its product lipase C, hepatic type (gene Lipc). Bases 1 to 1542 code for a protein of 513 amino acids. The record is from RefSeq and is a predicted model, not a curated record. Gene Ontology annotation, molecular function: apolipoprotein binding; triacylglycerol lipase activity. Gene Ontology annotation, biological process: lipid metabolic process. Lineage: Eukaryota; Metazoa; Chordata; Mammalia; Rodentia; Cricetidae. The transcript is spliced from 10 exons.
AUGGGAAGUCCCCUCCAUGCUCCCAUCUUCCUGGUUUUAUGCAUCUUUAUCCAGUCAAGUGCCUGCGGACAAGGCUUGGGGACAGAGCCAUUUGGGAAAAGCUAUGGAGCUGCUGAAGUAAGGAAACCAUCACAGGAGAUGGGGACCAGAUUCCUGCUCUUCAAAGAUGAAAAUGAUCGUCGAGGCUGUCAGCUCCAAGUCCAGAGCCCAGAAACACUGCAAGAGUGUGGCUUCAACACCUCCCAGCCGCUUGUCAUGAUCAUCCACGGGUGGUCGGGCUCAGAAAGUGCCACCGUGGGGGAAAAUUCAGACAGUGAUUCUCAGGUGGAUGGCUUGCUAGAAACGUGGAUCUGGAAGCUAGUAGGUGUGCUGAAGUCCCGACCCGUGAACGUGGGGAUGGUGGAGUGGAUCUCCCUGGCUUACCAACAUUACGCCAUCGCUGUCCGCAACACCCGUGUUGUAGGCCAAGAGGUGGCCGCUCUUCUCCUAUGGCUGGAGGAAUCUGUGAAGUUUCCUCCAAGCGAAGUUCACCUAAUCGGCUACAGCCUGGGAGCGCACGUCUCAGGGUUCGCAGGCAGCUCCAUGGAUGGAAAGCACAAGAUUGGAAGAAUCACAGGACUGGACCCCGCAGGCCCUAUGUUUGAGGGAUCUUCCCCUAGCGACCGUCUUUCUCCAGAUGAUGCCAAUUUUGUGGAUACCAUUCACACGUUCACCCGUGAGCACAUGGGUCUGAGUGUGGGCAUCAAACAGCCCAUUGCCCACUAUGACUUCUACCCCAAUGGGGGCACCUUCCAGCCCGGCUGCCACUUCCUGGAGCUCUACAGACACAUUGCAGAGCACGGCUUAAACGCCAUAACCCAGACCAUCAAAUGUGCUCAUGAGCGCUCGGUGCACCUCUUCAUUGACUCCUUGCGACACAGCAGCCUGCAGAGCACAGGCUUCCAAUGCAGCGACAUGGACAGUUUCAGCCAGGGUCUGUGUCUAAGCUGCAAGAAGGGCCGUUGCAACACUCUGGGCUAUGACAUCCGCAAGGAUUGGCCAGGCAAGAGCAAGAAGCUCUUUCUCAUCACCCGAGCUCAGGCUCCCUUCAGAGUUUAUCAUUACCAGAUCAAGAUCCAGUUCAUCAAUCAAAUUGAGAAGCCAGUAGAGCCCACUUUUUCCAUGUCCCUGCUGGGAACAAAAGAAGAAGUGAAGAAAAUUCCCAUCACGCUGGGCGAAGGAAUUACCAGUAAUAAAACCUACUCCCUCCUCAUCACACUGGACAAAGACAUUGGCGAGUUGAUCAUCAUCAAGUUCAAGUGGGAAAACAGUGCGGUGUGGGCCAAUGUCUGGAACACGGUGCAGGUCAUCAUGCCAUGGGGCAUGACAUCUCACUACUCGGGCCUCAUUCUGAAGACCAUCUGGGUCAAAGCUGGAGAGACACAGCAAAGAAUGACUUUUUGCCCUGAAAAUAUAGAUGAUCUGCUGCUUCACCCCACCCAGGAGAAAGUCUUUGUAAAAUGCGAAGUGAACUCAAAAAGACUGAACCAAAGGAGCAGAUGA